This is a messenger RNA of Ipomoea nil (Japanese morning glory), 897 nucleotides long. Its product is annotated as glycine--tRNA ligase, mitochondrial 1. Gene Ontology annotation, cellular component: mitochondrion; cytoplasm. The transcript is spliced from 5 exons. The record is from RefSeq and is a predicted model, not a curated record. NCBI's taxonomy places the organism in Eukaryota, Viridiplantae, Streptophyta, Magnoliopsida, Solanales, Convolvulaceae. Gene Ontology annotation, biological process: mitochondrial glycyl-tRNA aminoacylation. Gene Ontology annotation, molecular function: glycine-tRNA ligase activity. Bases 162 to 743 code for a protein of 193 amino acids.
UUCAACCUUCUCCUCCUUGCCUCUUCUCCUCAAUCACAUAUUUAAACAUUCUCCUCUCCAGUUCUUUUUCGCGAAGGACGACACCUUCUCCUCCCUUGCUCUUCUGCUCCAUCGAAUACGCCUUCUCCUCCUUAGCGCUCUUCUACUCGAUCGACGACGUAAUGAUCUCCUCACGACAAGGCCUCUUAAGAGUCCGUGAAUUUACACUAGCUGAGAUUAAGCACUAUGUGGAUCCAGAGGACAAGUCUCAUCCGAAAUUUUUUGAUGUUCCAAAAUUGGAGUUUCUGAUGUUCCCAAGAGAGGAUCAGGUGUCUGGAUGCUCUGCAAGGAGAAUACCACUUGGUGAAGCAGUUGCCCAGGGCAUUGUUAACAAUGAAACACUAGGAUAUUUCAUUGGGAGAGUGUAUCUCUUUCUUACUCAUCUUGGUAUUGACAGAGAUCGAUUGCGGUUCCGUCAACAUCUUCAAAAUGAGAUGGCACAUGCAGACUGUUGGGAUGCUGAAAUUGACUGUUCUUAUGGCUGGAUAGAAUGUGUUGGUAUUGUUGUUAGAUCUGCAUAUGAUUUGCAUGCACAUACGGACAAAAGUGGUGUAUCUCUUAUUGCACAUGAAAAAUUACCAGAACCCAGAGAAGUGGAGGCCAUCAUGGUUUACUUUGUUGAUGGUUCUUCAUUCAUAAAGAAGGGCUUUGGAAUCAGCAAGCCAAAACGGUCGUUCUUGCUCUCCUUAGGAAAAGACAGAUAGAGAUAGUUGGAGGAAGCCAGAGGUGAACGAUGCUCGGCCUUCCAGGUUGGUGAAGCAGGCCUUUCUUUGAUUCUAAUUGUUAUCCAUAUUUUAUAUAUACUACUGAUAUUGUGAUGAAUUGCCAUGUAGUUUAGUUCUUAGUGUAGUUUCUUGC